UCAAUGCACCAAACAAACACACCAUCAUUCAAAGCCGGAAUAGCUUAAAGAGAAAAUCUCGAUUAUCAAGAAAGCUCUUUUUUCACAUCUCCACAGAGAGAUCUUCGAUUUUUGCAUUUCAAAUACAAAAAAAGGAACCAUUUGAGAGUAAAAAAGCUUUCUUUGAUUCCGCCAUGGAUUUAGCUUGAACCCAUAUCUUCGAUUGUGGCUGACAACUCGUUAAACCCAUUUCGAAUCUCGUUUUUGAAGAAAUGGGUUCGUCUUCUCACAUUCCACAUCUUGAUCCGUCUUUGAAUCCGUCACCUACACUGAUCCCAAAGCUCGAACCCAUCACUGAAUCAACCCAAGACUUGAGCUUUAAGCUCCCAAACUCAAACCCACAAGCCCAGAUUUCGUCACCAGUCUCCAAUUUCAACGAACUCACGAACUUGUUCUCUGAUUACAACAACGUCGCCGAGACUUUUAGGUCUGCGUUUGCUCAACGGCUUAAACGUCACGAUGAUGUCACGGUUCUUGAUUCUUUAUCCGGCGCGAUUGUACCGGUUGAGGAGAAUCCGGAGCCGGAGCCGGAGCCGGUUCCGGUGUCGGUUGUUGUUACUCGUAGGCCAAAGCCUCAGCAACGUUCGUCUGAGCUUGUGAGGAUCACUGAUGUUGGACCUGAAGGUGAGAGACAGUUUCGUGAACAAGUGAGGCAGACGAGGAUGGUUUAUGAUUCUCUUAGGAUUUAUUUGAUGAUGGAAGAAGUUAAACGUCAAGGGCUUGGUGGGAGAAAAGGUAGACCUGAUAGUAAAGCUGCUUCAAUUAUGAAAGAUUGUUUCUUGUGGCUGAAUCGUGAUAAACGAAUCGUGGGUUCGAUUCCUGGUGUUCAAGUUGGGGAUAUAUUCUUCUUUAGGCUUGAGUUGUGUGUUAUGGGUUUACAUGGGCAGACACAAGCUGGGAUUGAUUAUCUUACAGGCAGUCUUAGCUCUAAUGGAGAGCCAAUUGCUACUAGUGUGAUUGUUUCUGGUGGGUAUGAGGAUGAUGAUGAUCAUGGAGAUGUGAUUAUGUAUACAGGACAUGGUGGACAGGAUAAGCUUGGAAGGCAAGCUGAACAUCAGAAGUUGGAAGGUGGGAAUCUUGCGAUGGAACGGAGUAUGUAUUAUGGGAUUGAAGUUAGGGUGAUUAGAGGGUUGAAGUAUGAGAACGCGGUUUCUAGCAAAGUUUAUGUUUAUGAUGGGUUGUUUAGGAUUGUUGAUUCUUGGUUCGAUAUUGGGAAGUCUGGUUUCGGUGUGUUUAAAUUUAGGCUGGAGAGGAUUGAAGGUCAGGCUGAGAUGGGUAGCUCGAUAUUGAAGCUUGCUAGUACUCUUAAAACCAACCCGUUGUCUGUUAGGCCGAGAGGUUACAUCAGUUUCGAUAUCUCGAAUAGGAAAGAGAAUGUUCCUGUCUAUUUGUAUAACGACAUUGACAAUGAUCAAGAACCUUUGUAUUAUGAGUACCUUGCUAAAGCUUCGUUUCCCCCUGGCUUAUUUAUUCAACGGAGUAGUGCAAGUGGGUGUGACUGUAUCCAAGGCUGUGGCAGUGGCUGCCUUUGUGAAGCCAAGAAUUCAGGUGAGUUUGCUUAUGAUUAUCAUGGGAAGUUAAUAAGAUUGAAACCAUUGAUACAUGAAUGUGGACCAGCAUGUCAGUGCCCUCCAACUUGUCGAAACCGUGUGACUCAAAAGGGUUUGAAGAAUAGGCUCGAAGUGUUUAGGUCACUAGAAACAGGUUGGGGAGUUCGGUCUUUGGAUAUAUUACAUGCUGGUGCUUUUAUUUGUGAAUAUGCUGGGGUUGCUUUGACUAGGGAACAAGCCAACAUUCUGACAAUGAACGGUGAUACAAUGGUAUAUCCUGCUCGGUUUUCCUCUGCAAGAUGGGAAGCUUGGGGAGAUUUGUCUCAGGUCCUUGCUGAUUACGAGCGACCUUCUUACCCUCAGAUUCCUCCUGUUGAUUUCGCAAUGGAUGUAUCCAAGAUGAGGAAUGUUGCUUGUUACAUAAGCCACAGUACUGAUCCAAAUGUCAUUGUCCAGUUAGUACUCCAUGAUCACAACAGUCUGAUGUUCCCCAGAGUCAUGCUCUUCGCUGCAGAGAAUAUCCCUCCCAUGACUGAGCUUAGCCUUGAUUAUGGAGUAGCUGAUGAUUGGACUGCCAAGCUUGCCAUUUGUAAUUGAAAAUCUCCUAUAUAAAUGGUGGUUCGUAGCCAUAUUUUUCCAGGUAAAACUAAGUUAAUAAGUCUUACCAAAUAAGCCUUUAGUGUCAUUCUAGUUAAACUUUGAGAAAAGCACCAGCAAGAAACAUUGCAAAUGGGUCUUCUAUAGGUUUGCUUUCUCCAAUAGUCGUAUAGAUUGUAUGGAUUGUGAGAGAAAUGCUGCAACUUGGUGUAUUCUAAUGUCUGCUGCAUUGAGAAAGCCAUUGAUGUGCUCUUGCUGUUAGCCAUAUCAUGUUCAUUUGAACUCGAGAUAUACAUCGGUUUCUUGUGGAUUGCGAUCAGGCUGGUAUUGAAUCAUUUGUUUGGUUUUUGCUAGUUGGUGACAUGAAGAUUGUUGAAGGAAAAGGAAUUGUGCAGAAGCUAAAGUGUUUAUAAGAGUCCCCACUCCUCCCAUUUUGACUUUUUGUGGUAUCUUUGCACAUUUGGGAGUCUUGAGGUUUUGUUUUUGGGGGGUAAUAGUGUACAAAACUCAAAAAGAUGUUUGUUUUUGUCUGUACUAGCUUGUUCUUGUGUUUGUCUCCUACUUAACAAAAUGUUAACCACCUAUCUCUGUCUCUCUAAAUUAGUUAACUAUUAAAUGAAACCAUCACAUAUAAUUUGAUUC
This is a messenger RNA of Capsella rubella, 2828 nucleotides long. RefSeq names its product histone-lysine N-methyltransferase family member SUVH9. The record is from RefSeq and is a predicted model, not a curated record. Gene Ontology annotation, molecular function: protein binding; zinc ion binding; histone methyltransferase activity. Bases 252 to 2186 code for a protein of 644 amino acids. Gene Ontology annotation, cellular component: nucleus. The transcript has 2 exons. NCBI's taxonomy places the organism in Eukaryota, Viridiplantae, Streptophyta, Magnoliopsida, Brassicales, Brassicaceae.